GUUUUUUUUGGUCCAGUUGCAUGUUGCCAUAGGACUGCAAAUGCUGUCAUAACCAUCCUCAAUGCCUUGGCAAUAGGAUAUACUUGUCUGUAAUCUAAAUUAUUGACUUCUAUUCGUUUAUAGUCAUUGGUAAGAGUAGGUGUACGUUUGUUUAUGUAGCAUAGCUUCUAUUGCUAAGCAAACGUUUCAGUUGGUCUGUUAACAGUGAGCGGGAACUUAGUUACCGUCUUAUCUAUAAAAAGAACGGUUGGAUGAAACGGUCCUGUCGUGCCUCUCUAACCAUUGCGUGUUAUGUUGUCUCCGAAAAAAAAUCUCGUGUGAACACUAAAACGUAGGUCGUUGAACGUAAGGAAAACUCUGCUCUUUAGCGAAUGGUCUUAUAGCCAAACACUCGGUGAUUCCUACGAUGUUCCCUUGGACUUUCUAUUUUCAUCUUCUACGCUUGUUUAUCUACGCUGCUCUUCCUUUUGAAGGUGGCUGAAUUUUAACAGUCGCUAGAACAGUUACUCAGUGCGUUUUAUUCAGUGUUGUCCUGCCUUAUUCUAGUGAUGGGCAUUUCCACCAUCAUCACUGCCUCUGAAUGAAUGCCGUCGUGGUCAUGUAGAUAAGCCAACCGGAACAUGGAGCUUCUAGAGGAGGACCUCACCUGCCCAAUUUGCUGCUGCCUUUUUGAGGACCCCCGAGUUCUGCCAUGCUCGCACAGCUUCUGCAAGAAGUGCUUAGAGGGGAUUCUGGAAGGGAACAACCGAGGUCCGGUUUGGAGACCCCCGUUUAAAUGCCCCAGUUGCCGCAAGGAGACUCCUCAAAACGGCAUAAACAGCCUCCAGAUAAACUACUCGUUACGUGGAAUAGUGGAGAAAUACAACAAAAUCAGAGUUUUACCCAGAAUGACGCAGUGCCAAUUCCACAGUGGUCAACCGCUUAAUAUAUUCUGUGCCACAGACUUAAAACUUAUUUGUGGAUUUUGCGCAACAACUGGCGAACAUAAUGGACAUAAGUUCUGUGCCCUGGAAGACGCGUAUGAGCAGGAGAAAGCCGCAUUUGAGGAUCUGUUCCAUGGAGUGGAGAGCUGGCGCAGCUCGGAUAUUCUAUCCUGCCUGGAGACACUGGAAGCCAGUAAAAAACAGGCACUUCAGUUGGUUUCCAGGGACGCAGAGAAAGUAACAGACUAUUUCGCGAAGCUGAUCAGCACUCUGGACCAUAAAAAGAACGAGAUUCUCUCCGAUUUUGAGACGCUGAAGUUGGUGGUGAUGCAAGCCUAUGAUCCCGAGAUCAACAAACUGAGCGCCGCGCUGGAAGAACAGAGGCGCGCUCUCAGCAUCGCGGAGUCCUUCAGGAAUGUGACCGACCCUCUCUGCUUCCUUCAACAGAUGCAAGAGUUCAGGGAAAAGUUGCGCAUCGUCCGGGAAACGCCGCUGCCCUCUCGGACAGACAUGGAUGUCGGUCCCCUGGUCAGGAACUUCGAUGUCAAAGGCUGGGACUCAGUGAAGCUCAAAGAUGUGGACACGCUCUCGGUCCCUCAUGAAAAUAGCGCGUAUCACUCGACAACCCCGCUUGUCGGCGGCAGAGCGCUGGGAAAAGCUUUCUUGUUUUGUGUGUGCCUGUCGCUAUGCGUGCUAAUGCUUCUGCAGCCCGUAAGCCUGACCGUGGUAUCUGCCCAAGUCUCCUCGCUCGGUCAAUCCUACCUGCCGCCUGUGACAGAGGAGUGGAAAGAGAUGAUGGGCGCCUGCGUUUUCCUGAUGGACGCCUGUCACAAUUGUAUCCUGAACCUCAUAAAUACAACUGUUGAGUUUAUUGGCUGCUGUAAGUUUCUUUAGAUUUCCGAGUGUUAUUUUUGCCACAUGGAUCUCAGAAACAAGCUAUGGUCGAUCGGAUUAAAAACCUAUAUGUAAAAGCUUUAAGUAGAUUUACACUACAAAGCUAUUCUAUUAUUUACAAGCACACAUGUAUCAUGCUUUUAGUGUUAUUUUAUAUAGUAUAUAAACUAGGGAUAGUCAUACCAAACUAAAGUGACUAAUCAAACACUAAUGAAUGUUGUCAGUUAUGUUGGUGAAUGUUUUGCGGCAGCUCUGCCCUGGAGCAAAGGGCAUCCUUCUGAAAGCCAUACGAUCACACUAACACAUUCACAACCAGCACAGAUCAUAGCCUGAGUCAACUCAUUUUAAUUUACUUUAAUAUCCGUUUAGAUAGGCCUAAGUUGAGGAGUCAGCACAAUAUUGAUAUUGUGAUCUCAUUGGUCUUUUUACCAGUCAGAAAAGAAAAAAAAAAUCCCCUGAUGUGAUAAGAUCUGAUGUGAUUAAAAGAACUGUUAGUGUCACUAAUAUCAGAAUUUGGAUGCCUGACUAAACCAAUCAUAUUUACACCGGACAUGAAUGUCUAAGUUUGGUUCCCUUUGCAUUGCAAUGAAUGAGUCUGUUGUUGUGAAAAUGCCACCAUAGAGCCCCAUACCCUGUCACCAGCCUCAUCAUUUACCUAAUAAAACUUAAAUUUGC
Messenger RNA from Esox lucius (northern pike), 2492 nucleotides. It is a transcript of the gene trim13, whose product is annotated as tripartite motif containing 13. Gene Ontology annotation, molecular function: zinc ion binding. The record is from RefSeq and is a predicted model, not a curated record. Lineage: Eukaryota; Metazoa; Chordata; Actinopteri; Esociformes; Esocidae. The transcript is spliced from 2 exons. Gene Ontology annotation, biological process: innate immune response; positive regulation of canonical NF-kappaB signal transduction; positive regulation of macroautophagy. Bases 621 to 1817 code for a protein of 398 amino acids.